This is a messenger RNA of Glycine soja, 817 nucleotides long. Its product is annotated as non-specific lipid-transfer protein 2-like. Bases 112 to 399 code for a protein of 95 amino acids. The record is from RefSeq and is a predicted model, not a curated record. Gene Ontology annotation, biological process: lipid transport. The transcript has a single exon. Lineage: Eukaryota; Viridiplantae; Streptophyta; Magnoliopsida; Fabales; Fabaceae.
CAAUUCCUCAUUUUCAGUGUGUGAGUUCAUUAACAUAUACAAAUUCUCUGUGUUGUGUUGUGUACUUGUGUUAAUUGUGUUGUUGUUGUAGGAAAUUUAAGUGAAGAGAGAAUGAUGAUGAAGUCUGCUAUGUGUGCAUUGGUGCUUGUGGCACUGGUUGUGGUUGAAGUGGGGCCCAUGGCUGAGGCUGCGGUGACUUGCAACCCAACACAGUUGACUCCUUGUCUUCCGGCAAUUAAUUCAGGUUCUGCACCUUCGAGUGCUUGUUGCCAGAAGCUGAAGGAGCAAAAGCCAUGCUUCUGUGGCUACCUCAAAAACCCUAGCUUGAAGCAGUAUGUUAACUCUCCUAAUGCCAAAAAAACCGUUAGUUCUUGUGGUAUUGCCUAUCCAACUUGUUAAGCACCUCUUAUAUAUAUAUAUAUAUAUAAAAUGUGUGAACAAUAUAUAUAUAUUGAUUAAAAAAUAUAGUUUAAUUUAUAUACACACUUUGAUCCUAUAAAAACAUCUUGACACAAGCAUUCAAUAGAAUUUCACCACUUUAUCAUGACAUUUUACUAUAAUGAUGUGGUAAUAAAGUAAAUUCUUGUUGAAUAUUUUGUAUAAAGAUGCUUUAUACUCAUGGUUUCUGUGUAUAAAUUAAGCUUAUAUAUAUUUACACUAUAUAUUGCCACUUUACGUUUGUGUGAUAUUAAUUAUACAGUCAAGUAUUUAUUAGCUAUCUUUGAAUAUGGUGUAUACACUAGUAUACAUGUUGUAUCCAGGGAAUUAUGGUUAAAGAGCUAUAUAAAUUGAGAAAUAAUGAUGUUCUAGAGUGACA